GCGAGAAAGGCAUGUUAUUACAUAGACAACUGGAAGGAGGAUAACAGGAAGGGAGGAGGGGAAGUAUUUACUGAUUAUAAUAAUACACAAUUCGAAACAGUUAAGAGAUAAUCGAAGUUUUUUACAUUCUGUAACUAAGACAAGGCACGUGCACUUUACUAACAACUCUAGUUUCUAUUAUAUUCAUAAACUAUUAAUUUUAUUUUAAUAGGGAUACAUAGCAACAUUUCAGUUCAAACAUAUUUUGCAUUCUAGUUGUUAAAAAUGCAUUCGAAGAAGUACACCGUGACAGAAGUGUACUAUGAAAGUGACGACAACGUCAAUUCUAGAACUGCUGCACUUGAUGUUAAGAGUAGCAAACAACUGACACCAGGAGGCAAUAGUUUCUUGUCCGCCAAGUGGGACACGUUUCUGCCAUGGUUAUGCUGUGUACUUUUAGGACUUUGUGCCUUAGUUUUUAUCUUGAGUAUCUGGUUAGUGGGAAGAGCUUCGUUUCUUGGACAAAGUUCAGUUUCCAAAGAUACGUUGAAGAUUGGACAAACGGGUCAUUUUCGUAACCAUCCUUACCCAGCAGCACGCAAUAUGGGGAAACUUGUGGUUUACCCUCAUCAGGAAAGUAGAGGUGAUAAAAGUUCCAGUAAUCGCUACAUAAUUUCCCUUGACAAAGAGAGAAACAUCAAAGAAAAUGUGGAAAAUAUGCGGAGAAUAUUAAAUGAUUACCCGGAACAAGGAGCACGUCAUGGUGCUCAUCCAGGAUCACCCGUAUCUGAAACAACUGCAGUUAGUGAUAACUGUACGACACUAAAGAACUAUGGUUACGACAUUAAUGGUGACGUUAUCAGUCCAUGCAUUGUGCUUGGGUUUGAGAAAGAAAAGGGCAGUGGAAUCCCAUACGAUGCUACUACAAGGGAAACUAUUCUUUUUGCAAACAUCACCUGCAAAGCCAAGAAUCAUUUUGACAAGAAAAAAUUUCGAAAACUUGAAAUAUACCGUAGAACAGGAUUUCCAACCAAGACUACGACUGGAAAAUACCUUAGUUUUCUCGUGAUGGUCCAACUAAUAGAGUUGCAGCGAGGCAGUAAUGUUACGAUGAAUUGUUGGGUGCAAAACACGCCCAAGAACAUUCUGACAAAUGAAAACAAAGUUGAAAUAUUUUUCUCUUUUCACGGAACAAGUAAUUUACGACCAACGAUGAGUGAAAGCACCAUUUACCAUUAUGAAAGUACGGGCCAGAAAACAAAAACUACACUAAGUAAUACAGUAGGGUGGAUUUUUAACAAAACAACAAUAGCCGUUAUUCCUACUACCAUAACAACAGAUUACAGCCAUCAGUCUAAUCAAACGGAAAUCUUAACUCUAGGUAAACUAACAACAGAUCAGAAUCUUCUGCUUAACCAAACUACUAAACAAUCAACAGAUGUGACCACAUCAACAAAAUGGACUUCUGAUCACACAACAGAAACUGUAAGAGAAGUACUGGUAAAUGCAACAACAAAUGGGAGAUUUCAUCAGCCAUCAGACACUGUUCCAAAUAUAAACACGUCAACAAAUUGGACUUAUGAUCACACAACAGAAACCAUAACAGAUGUGAACGUGUCAACAAAUUGGACUUCUGAUUACACAACAGAAACCGUAAGAGGUGUAUUAAUGAAUGCAACAACAAGUGGGAGAUUUGAUCAGACAUCAGACAUUUUACCAGAUAUAAACACGUCUACAUAUUGGACUUCUGACCACACAAUUUCACAUCUGUUAUGGUUUCUUGUAUCGACAACUUGGAGCUCUGAUGAGGCAACAGAAACCGCAUCAGAUGUGAACGUAUCCACAAAUUGGAUUUCUGAUCAGACAACAGAAACCACAACAGAUGUGAACACGUCAACAGAUUGGAUUUCUGAUUACACAACAGAAACUGGAAAAGAUGUGAACGUAACGACAUCUUGGAGCUCUGAUGAGGCAACAGAAACCGCAUCAGAUGUGAACGUAUCGACAAAUUGGAUUUCUGAUCAGACAACAGAAACCGUAGCAGAUGUGAAUACAACAGAGAAAAAGAAAACCGGAAUUGAGUUUGAUUCUACAUUUAACAGUAUCACGACCCUCUCAACAAAUUCUGAAACUCCUAUCAUAAACAAUGCAACAAACACAGUUACGUCAGCUACCAUUUCGCGCCUAAGUCAGAGUACAAGUCCUAGCACAGCAGGUGUAGCAAAUGACGACAUUUUCGGAGGUUUUAAUCAUGUUCACUAGUGUAAUCUGGUUCAUGCAAAUAGACUAUUAUUGUUUUUAUGUUUUUAUCAUUGCUGUUUUAUUUUGAAAUAGAUUAUUCUGUUCUCAUGAUAGGCUUAAUGUGGAAUAAUAUGAAUAUAGGUAAAAUGUUAUUUUUCUAACUAUUUUUUUAUAAAAACUGUUUAUAAAAUUCGACAUAUCUCUCUAACAUUUAUUCUAAAAUACUUCACUAUAAAAAUUAUAUCGUGUUUCAUGAUCUAUAAUACUGACUUGUUAAUUUCCACAUAAUUACUAACUUGUUAAUUUUCAAAUACUUAUAACGAGAUAAGCAAAGGAAACUUAGGAUUUAUAUUGCUCACCCAAAACGAGUGUAAAUACUUAGCCAGUUAUCUUCUAACAGCCGAAAAACAGUGAAAACUUCUACUAUAUGAGCCUUCACAGUCAAUAAACUCAUAAAGAACACACAAAGGCGAUGUUUCUAUCCGUUUCAAUGAACUCUUCCUUCAUAAUUUAGCUGUAUGAAUACACUUAACUUUUCAAUGAUUUCUAAUUAUGUUUGUGGAGGUGGGGGGGGGGGGUCUUAAAUUCAUUUCUACUAAUUUCAAAUGCUUAACUAGGGAUGUUAUGAGCCAGUCACUUAUAACUUUAAAGGUUUAACUAGGUAGUGUCUGGGGUUCUCCUUACUCAAUCCUAGAAACUAUAAGUGCUCCUUCAAAGCUAUCUUUAUUUUAGAGAAAAAACUUUUGAAUGACUGCUAAUGGAGUGGUGGUGAUGUAAACAUCUCCUUAUUUUGAACUUUUGAAGUGUUUAAAAACGUAUAAUAAUUUGAAAUAAUCCAUUUUCCGUGUUUUGUAAAGUAUGAUUAAUUAGUGAUGCACAUACUCGUUUCUUGUUUGUUCCAUUAUUAUUUCACUACUUCUUGAAACUUGUAACAAAUAGUCAAAACAGUCAGUUAUGGAGUUAUUUUGAAAUGUAUAUACCAAAUUUUAUCAUAAAAAACACUAAAAAUAUAAUAUCAUAUUUUGUCAUAUAGUGUUCUAUUAUAAGAUUUAUAAAGCCGUUUUCAGACAUUUCAAGCAUUUGUCCAUGUAUAUAUUCAUAAAAUAUAAAACGUUUAAGCUUAAAAGUUGCAAGUAUUAUUAUUUAUUUUCGUCUUUCAUAAGACGUUUCGUUAACCUUAAGUCUUGCUGUGUUUGAUUUUUUUCUUUGCACUAAACAGUUCAAUUCACAAGUGCUAACUUUCGCCUAAUUUUUCCAGAAUGAGUGAAAUAAACUAUCUAGUGGAUACUUGCAAAAUACAUUAAUCUCAGUGAAACUAACUGGGACAAACACUUGCUGUAUGUCAUGAUGAUGUACCAUACAAUGGAAUACAGUUCGACUGGCUAUUCAUUUAACAUGCUCAUGUUUGACAGAGAAAUAUUGCUCCUUAUAAUCAUACAGGAAUAUAUUGAGAGGCCAUAAACUGCAUUAGUUAACACACGUGAAUUUGCAUAUCACAAGUUGGGAACACCGCUGUAUGGCAGAAGAGAUGUUAUUACAAAAGAGUCAAAGAGCAUUCAUACAACAUGGGGAUGGGUCUGGCUUUGGUGUGUGCCAGUAGCACAUAAGACACUCAGCUCUGAUUAAGUGGGUCCAUAGUUACUACUAUGACAAAUUGUUUCAUUGAUGUAUGAGAUAUAGUUUUUGCAUGGUGCAUGUAAUAGCAUGGAAAAUCUUGAUAUGCUGUAACCAUACAUUACAGAUGCACCUCUUGUGCACCGAAUAGGCCAGAAUCAAAGGUUAGGAUCAGUUAGUCAGAGGACAAGUAUACUGUGUCAUAUCAUCUCAGCUCAGCUGAAGAAGGGGAAGGAGAACAAAAUACUUAUAUUUCUGUGCAUAAUAAAUCAGAUAUGAGUGACAUUAGAUUGGUUGUAGGCUGAGAUGCAGACUAUGCCUUUCUGACUGAUGUGGCUGGGAUUAUCUGCUAAAUCAAAAACUAGUGAAGAAGCUAGUGACUGAGAUAAAAUAACAUUCCUUGCUUUCACAGUUAAUGGGUGAUGCAGUCUAACAAAAUGCACGGACUAUAUUUUGUGACUACCACUUGAUUAUUAGCAGUUAGGACAGUCACUGAUUAUUAGGUUAUUGAUUGGAAGAAAGUGAUUAUUCUAAGUUUUCAAGCUAUAAAGUGGUGUUUGCUGAAUGAUGUUCAUGAAAUCAAAAAGGACUAAAAAUAACUAAAAGAACUUUUUGACCCUUGUUUUCUGAGCUAUUAUAUGAUACUGUUUUGACAAUUAAACGUGUAACUACUAGAUUUUGUAACUACUACUCAGCUGUUAGCAAAUUAUGAUAAUUGUAAAUGUUUAGAUGUAUGGGACGUUUAUGACUCUUAUUUUCCACUUUCCAAGCUGUUGAGAAGAGUGUUGCAUGUGAUAUCUACAGGUUAUUGGCUGACAGUUGCUCGAUUACUGCACAAUUAGGAUAGAAUGUGUUGUUAGAUGUAAUGCCUAGAAAAGUUUGCACAAAUGGAAAUUUUGGCUAGGACUUUGGAAACUGAAUUGAAAGGGUGUUUGUCUCUUAUUUUGCGAGUCAUUGAGAGACUUUCUCCAGGGAAUCACUCAACCAAAGCUUCAUGAGUAAUGUUCACUAUCUAGUUGAGUGGUGAAAGUUCUUGAGAACCUCCCGUGGAAUGCUCACUAGAGGAACUAAGUACACACGAAUGUGUGUAACACAUCCAUGUAUGGUGAAAAGUUGUACUCUCAGCCAGCACAGAAUGUAAAUCAGGUUAUAAUGGGUCUGAAUGGAAUAGAUUUUAUUUCAUUGGAUUUGCAAGAAGUUAUUUUUCUGUGGUACUAACUGUAACAAGUAGAUCAACUUCUGUAGUGAUGUGAUAAGUUUACUAGUUUGAUGACUGGUGUUGGCAGAAAAUAUUAUUCACUGUGGAUUAUAGUAUUUAGCCUAGACUGGAAUGAGAGUGUGGAAGGUACGCAAGGUAAUGACAGUGCAAAUACUAAUCCUACCUAGGAGAAUGUUUGCUGAAAAGUUUUGAUUCAGUUGAAUUCUGCCAUCUUAUUUAUUUUGUAAUGCUUGAAAAUAAGUUUAGUUUUGCUGCUCACAAAUUGUGGCAUGUUGCAGCACCAUAAUCAUUGAUGUAUAGCUUAAAUAGUAUCCUAAGUUUGUUAACAUAGUAAUGGUUUACGAUGCCAGAGUCAAUCUGUUUGCAACUACUGGUAUGUACUGUGGAAAUGUAGUAUUUGGCUGUGCAAAAUGUUUUUCAAUUUUUUUAAUUCAAAGGUAAUUUCACUAAAUUUUUAUUUUUCACAAGAUUGGAAUAUAGCAUUACUCAAGCAAGUUUAUAACUUUAACUUUACCCCAGGAGCUAAAUGAAUCACGUGGAGAUCAGGUGCUAUCUUGUCUGGUUCUCCUACAAGAAUAACAAUGUCUUUUUUAAAUUAGUAUGCAAAGUUAUUUUUGUCAACAAUUCAGGCAGUAGUUGAGGGUGGACUUGUUCAGGAUCUUCAUUGACCAUUGGCCAACUGAUCUAACAUGCAUCAAUCACAAUUUUCUUGUUUCAGAAACUUGUUUACAGCAGAGUUGGAACCUGAGAGAACAAAUUUUAAAGGUAUUUUCUACAUGAUGUGUUUACAUUUCAUGCAGAAUUUACCAAAAUGUUACCUGAUCUCACUUAUAUAAAUGUUAAAGAGAUAUUUAGUAAAAUAACAUGGUUAAAUUCAUUCUGGACUUCACCAGUGAUUUUAUAGUGUUUCUGCAACUUUAACUUCCACACAACACUCUUAGAGUUCUUGCUUUUGAUUGCUGAUAAGAGAUUUGUGUAGUUUCACUCUGCGAGAACUCUUCAAGUUCCUUUGUAACUUUAAAGCUAAGUUUCAUCUUCGUUUAUGUGGCCAUCAUUUGGCUUUUGCCUAUAAUUUAGUUAAGUAGUUGUUUAGGUUCACCAGUGAGUGAAUAGUGAAUAAGUUGCUCUACAGGGUAGUGGAGUAUAGAUUUAUAUUUAAAAUAAAACAUACAGUGCUAUUGUUAUUUAGUAAGGUUAAGGUGAGAGUUAGCUUUGUUGUGUUAAAAUUGAAUUUGGAGAUACUUUCUGCUUGUAAUUCUCUUUUAUAUGUUAGGCUAUAUUUUAGGGGUGGGAAUAUGUCCUAACGAGGAUAUAUUAUUUAAUAAAGUCUUUAUCACUACUUCUUGUCAAACAUCUUUCUUUUGAUACACAUGUAAAUACACAAUCACUUGCCUUAUAUUGUAAAAUAGUGCAUUGUUGUUUUUGUACUGUGAAUAUCUCAAUUAAAUAUUGGU
Limulus polyphemus (Atlantic horseshoe crab) is the source of this 6507-nucleotide messenger RNA. RefSeq lists its product as uncharacterized. The coding region runs from base 265 to 2241 and encodes 658 amino acids. The record is from RefSeq and is a predicted model, not a curated record. NCBI's taxonomy places the organism in Eukaryota, Metazoa, Arthropoda, Merostomata, Xiphosura, Limulidae. Gene Ontology annotation, cellular component: sodium:potassium-exchanging ATPase complex. Gene Ontology annotation, biological process: potassium ion transport; sodium ion transport. The transcript has 7 exons.